Molecule: messenger RNA, 627 nt
Organism: Branchiostoma floridae (Florida lancelet)
Lineage: Eukaryota; Metazoa; Chordata; Leptocardii; Amphioxiformes; Branchiostomatidae
Exons: 2
Coding region: 44-421 (125 amino acids)
Source: RefSeq, a predicted model, not a curated record
AGUCCGUAUAUCUGGGUCGAACCGGAACUACGUUCAAUCCCUGAUGACGACCUACACCAUGACGGGAGAGACUCGCAGUGGUCGGCCGGUGUACAAGUCCUCAUAUGAUUACUACCUGUUCUACUACCAAUCGGGUGAUAGUUGGUAUGUCAGUACUCGCUUGAGGAAUGAUUAUGUAUACAUGUACGUGGACGACACCAGCAAUUACGCUGAAGACAUCUCUGGGACCUGGUAUCUGGUCGACGGCACAAACAGUUUUCGGCCAAACAGCCUUGUCCGAGUCACUUGUGUGAGUGGGGGGCUCAGUGGCGGCGCCAUUGCCGGAAUCGUCAUCGGGGUGCUGGCCGGUGUCUGCCUGUUGGUGGUAGUGCCAGUUACGAUCUGUCUUUGCAAGAAAAGCGGGGCUGUAUCACCUGCGUAACACAGCACUAUCGGCCAUGACAUGGCGAAGGAUAGUUAAGGCCAUGAUGGGGGUUCACCAGUGAUUGUUGCUUUGUUUGGUUGUUAUUUUGUUGCAGGUACUUUAAUCGAAUGUUGUGACGUGACUGAAAAAAAAACUGAAGUUUAAAAUGAGUUUCUCUUUUGUUGCAGUUUGCUUACAAGUCGGUAUAAACUUAUCUCUCUCGU